Bemisia tabaci is the source of this 3227-nucleotide messenger RNA. It is a transcript of the gene Hsc70-5, whose product is annotated as Heat shock protein 70 cognate 5. Gene Ontology annotation, molecular function: ATP-dependent protein folding chaperone; ATP binding. Gene Ontology annotation, biological process: protein folding. Lineage: Eukaryota; Metazoa; Arthropoda; Insecta; Hemiptera; Aleyrodidae. The record is from RefSeq and is a predicted model, not a curated record.
GUUCAACGCAAGGAGCCCCUGCCGUAUCUUUUAUCGCGUGUUUUUCCGUGCGGCAAGCCGUAUCAUUGCAUCAGACUGAUUGCACGUGCAGUUUUCAGUAAUUUUUGUUUCUUAUUUUUCGAAUAAAUCGGUGAAAAAUGUUGUACGUCGCUCGAGUUGUUGGUCGUAAGACCCUUCAUUGCUGUCUUUUUAACCCAAGUUACACCACAAGUGAAAAUUUUAGCAUUUAUCUAAGCAAGACCCCUGUGAUCUUCAAUUCGCGCAUCUAUGAAUUCCAGCGGAGGUUCAAAUCAGAGCAGGUCAAGGGGACCGUCAUCGGUAUCGAUUUGGGAACAACCAAUUCUUGUGUGGCUGUUAUGGAAGGCAAAACGCCAAAAGUUAUUGAAAAUUCUGAAGGCUCAAGAACAACACCCUCUGUCGUAGCAUUCUCCAAAGAUGGCGAAAGGAUUGUCGGUAUGCCAGCCAAACGUCAAGCAGUCACUAAUUCAGCCAAUACUUUCUAUGCAACUAAAAGAUUAAUAGGUCGCCGUUUCGACGAUGCUGAAGUGAAGAAAGACAUGAAAACUUUGUCCUACAAAAUUGUCAAAGCAUCAAAUGGAGAUGCCUGGGUGCAAGCUACUGAUGGGAAAAUGUAUUCGCCGAGUCAAAUCGGAGCCUUUGUUUUAGUAAAAAUGAAAGAAACAGCAGAAAGUUACCUUGGAACUCCAGUGAAGAAUGCAGUCAUCACAGUUCCUGCCUACUUCAAUGACUCUCAAAGACAGGCAACCAAAGAUGCUGGUCAAAUUGCAGGGUUGAACGUUUUGCGAGUAAUCAAUGAGCCAACAGCUGCUGCUUUGGCUUAUGGCAUGGACAAGACCGAUGAUAAAAUCAUUGCCGUCUACGAUCUGGGUGGUGGAACUUUUGAUAUUUCAAUCCUAGAAAUUCAGAAAGGAGUUUUUGAAGUUAAAUCAACCAAUGGUGACACAUUCCUUGGUGGAGAGGAUUUCGACAAUGUUUUAGUGAAUCAUCUCGUCACUGAAUUCAAGAAAGAGCAAGGAAUAGAUGUCACAAAAGAUGCAAUGGCAAUGCAGAGGUUGAAAGAAGCUGCAGAGAAAGCUAAAAUCGAACUCUCAUCCUCCUUGCAAACAGACAUUAACUUACCCUACCUCACGAUGGAUGCUAGUGGACCUAAACACAUGAAUCUUAAGCUAACGAGGUCAAAGUUUGAAAGUCUAGUUGCAGACUUAAUCAAAAGGACAGUUGCACCAUGUCAAAAGGCUAUUCAAGAUGCUGAAGUUGGCAAGUCAGAUAUCAGUGAAGUUCUUCUAGUUGGUGGUAUGACAAGGAUGCCAAAGGUCCAACAAACAGUACAGGAAAUCUUUGGUCGCCAGCCAAGCCGAGCAGUAAACCCCGAUGAAGCAGUAGCGGUGGGAGCCUCAGUUCAGGGAGGUGUUCUUGCCGGUGAUGUGACAGACGUCUUAUUGCUUGAUGUCACUCCUCUCUCUCUAGGUAUCGAAACUCUUGGUGGUGUCUUCACAAGGCUUAUCUCCCGUAACACAACUAUCCCAACCAAGAAGAGUCAAGUUUUCUCCACUGCAGCUGAUGGACAAACUCAAGUAGAGAUUAAAGUUUACCAAGGUGAACGUGAAAUGGCCUCCAACAACAAGCUCCUUGGACAGUUCACCCUUGUCGGCAUCCCACCAGCGCCGCGUGGAGUUCCUCAGAUUGAAGUAACUUUUGAUAUUGAUGCCAAUGGAAUUGUGCACGUUUCAGCCAGAGACAAGGGAACCGGAAAGGAACAGCAAAUUGUCAUCCGGUCAUCUGGUGGUCUGAGCAAAGAUGAAAUUGAAAACAUGGUUAAGAGUGCUGAAGAAUACGCCCAAAGUGACAAGAUCAAAAAGGAACGAGUUGAAGCUAUAAACCAAGCAGAAGGAAUAAUCCACGACACUGAAUCCAAAAUGACUGAAUUCAAGGAUCAACUACCAUCUGAAGAGUGCGACAAGCUGAGGGAACAAAUGAGCAAAGUUCGGGAUAUCUUGACAAAAGGAGAAGAAGCAGACCCUGAAGAAAUUCGCACAGCAACCAAUGAACUGCAGCAAGCUUCAUUGAAACUAUUCGAGAUGGCAUACAAAAAGAUGGCAGCCGACCGAGAUGGUAGCAGCAGCUCCAGCAGUAGCGAAGAACAAUCCAGUGAAGAGAAAGGUGAAGAGAAAGAAAAGAAAGAAAACAAGCAGUGAGGUACUAAAACUACAAACAAUUAGUUUCAAGUGUAAUCCUGCCUCUGGACUGAAGAAAGUGCAUUUCAAAACAUCAUGUUGAAUUAGGAUGACGUUCAGCAUCUGUUCCUAAGUGAUUUUUCUCAUCAGCAUCAUCUAUGAGAGUCUUCUGCUCCAUGAAAGAAAUGUUUAUUUGAUUUUUUUGUUCCUUAAGUAAGCCACCGCUUGAUAAAGGUGUCUAAUCUCUUCUUGUUAGUUUUUGCUCUUCUAUUUUUCCCUGUGGAGAGUGUAUUUUAGUGACUAAGGGGCCUAACUUGAGUGAAAACGAAAGCAAUGGAGACCAUAAUCAGAAUUAUGAAAUAAAUUUCUGAUUCUAUACGACAGCACACUUGAGAUAGUCAGAACAUCAGAUUUUGAUGGCUCCUUUUCUUUCGUUUUCUCUUACCAUGAUCUUACACUUUCUCAAACUCAGUCUUUUUUGUUCAGAAUUCUGUGAAAUUUUCUCAACAGGUAUUAUGGCAUUCACAACUCGAUAUAUGUACAUUUUUAAAUCCAUUAAAAGAAGCAUUUAAGAGAUCCCAAUAGACGGUGUCCCAAAAACAAGUGCAUUAUUUUCAGAUCGUCUGAGGUUAUGAUUUCAUCUGUGCUGUACUAUUUGUUUCUGGAACGUGUAAAUAUUUGUGUACCUUAUGCCCCUUUCUGUUGAAUCGAAUGUCUGUGCGUGAAUGUGAAUGGAAUUUUUUUUUCUUUUGUACGACUGUCACCAUGAAUUUAUUUUUGCUUAGGUCUUUCGUGCUAGGCUUGAAUGGAAUCCCUUAGUUUUUAAAUUAGUGAGAAAUUAGACUCCCCCUUCACACCUUUCCAAGCAAGCAUACAUAUUCGCAUAUGUAUAUAGAAUUGUUAUUCCUAGUAUCUCAAGCGCUCCUAUAAAUAUGCCAUCACUAUAUUUAUAGCAUUUUUUUAAUGUUGAAGGAAAAUGACCUUGUUUUCAAAUUGAUAUUGUAAAGUUUUAAUAAAAUCAGUUUUUUUUUA